AAGAUGGGCGGUCUUUUCUCAGGCAUGCAGGCCAUCGAAGACGCCCGCGAGCUUCGGCGGAAGUGGCAAGCACAAGCUGCCGCUCGUGGUUCGACACCGCCGCUGGUCCCUCCGGAGGCCGACCAGGGCGCGGGGAUCCACGCGUUGUUCAUGGAACCAGUGCAGGUCGUUCCUCACCGGGAUGGCACGUGUCUAGUUGCCUAUGCAGGAAAGCACCAUUGUGACUUUCCCGAUGAGCCUAAUCCAUACGAAGUCCGGGCUCGAGAUGCGCAUGAGUUUCUUCUCGAGGCUGCUGGGGGCGCGCAGCAUCCGCGCAUCGUCAAGUACCUGGGCCCGCUCACGCCCGGGUUCAAGCUCGAAUUCGUCACCCCGGGUUCGCUGGAGGGCAUGCGCCUACCAGUCCUCAGCCCCGUCCCGCUUCCGGACAAUGACUCUCCCCCGCCGCUCCUCCUCCGCCUGUACUACCGCUGGGCGCUGCAGACCCUUGGCGCCCUCCGCUUCCUGCACUCGCACGCGGUCUACCUCAGCAACUUCUGUGACUGCUCUGUCUGGAUCCGCGCGGACUUCUCCAUGGCAGUGACGAGCUUCAUCUGCGCGACGGUGCCCAGCGACGAGGACCCAACAUUCCUAUCCGGCGGCUGCCGCGCGAAUAACAUGUACCUUGACUUCCUCCUCGACGUGGAGGCUGAAUAUGACCCAGAGACCGGCGAGCAGCUCCUUGCGUCCCCGCGUGGUGAUAUCUGUGACUGGGCCACGCUAUUCUGGCUCCUGCUUACAAAUGGGUUCGCGGUGGAUCAGCCGCCGCGGCCACGGGUGAAGUGGCCAAUGCUUUUCCCCGAGGAUCCAGCAACGGGCGAGGGGUGGCCUACGUGGUGGGAUGAGCGGAAGGAGAGGCAGUUAUUAAGUAAGAGGAGGUUUCACCAGUUAGAGGAGGCGAGGAUGGGGGGGAUUCUUGUCAAGGCGUGGAGUGGGGGGUAUAAGGGUGUAGACGAGGUGAUAUGGGACCUUCGCGCGUUGCUAGAGAAGAAAGGCGUUGAGGUUCUCGGUGAGGACGAGAUUCUACCUAUAAAUGGGGAGUCCUCUUCUUGGGAGGACAUGCUGAUCACUGUCCCUCCCGGGGAAAUCCGGUUUCGUGAGAGGGGAGGUCGGAAAGCAGGCAAGGUGCUUUCGCAAGAGUGUCUGCCUCCUUAGGUUUAAUGUGGUUGACUCAGCAGGAGCGACUCAUCCAGGGCCAGGUCUCUCGCCGCUGAAGCAUCGAUUUCUCAAUUUAAUAUUUUUUUUUUUU
Messenger RNA from Aspergillus calidoustus, 1285 nucleotides. The record is from the annotation of a GenBank genome assembly. NCBI's taxonomy places the organism in Eukaryota, Fungi, Ascomycota, Eurotiomycetes, Eurotiales, Aspergillaceae.